AAGUUAAAAUUGCUGCUGGCUUUCCAAACUUAUUGAUCCUCCCAAUCUCACUACUCGGAGAAAGAUAUGGUCGACGGAAAACGAAAAUCCGACAGAAACCCAACAAAUGUAUCCGACAAACUUGGUCUUAAAGACCCAUUACUGCGCCGUCUCUCUUCCGCCGCUGCCCUCACUCACUCCUUUCUCCAAGCCAACGAUCUCUUCCUCUCACCAUCACAAUCUCUCCGCCUUGAAUCCCUAAUCUCAUCUCUCCCAAUCCCACCUUCCCCCUCUCCUUCCUCCGCCGUCACCACCGCCACGUGGUUCAACCGCUUCUUAACCUCCGCUACAGAAGACGACGAUGAUCCUCGCUGGUGUCUUUGUUUCCGGAUGUCGAAAUCCACCUUCUUCAAUCUCUUCUCUAUCCUCUCCCCUUCCUCGCUUCCUUCCUUCGCUGCCGCAAUCUUCCGUCUCGCUCACGGUGCUUCUUACGAGUGUCUCGUUCACAGAUUCGGGUUUGAUUCCACUUCCCAAGCUUCACACUCUUUCUUCACUGUCUGCAAACUCAUCAAUGAGAAAUUAAGUCAACAACUUGAUGCUCCAAACCCCGAUUUUUCGCCUAAUCUGCUCCCGAAUUGCUGCGGUGUUGUCGGAUUCGGGAGGUUUGAGGUUAACGGAAAGCUUCUUGGUGCAAAAGGGUCAAUUUUGGUUCAAGCAUUGGUUGAUUCCGAUGGCAGAUUUGUUGAUAUCUCAGCUGGUUGGCCAAGUACGAUGAAACCAGAAGCUAUUUUCAGACAGACGAAGCUUUUCUCAAUUGCAGAGGAAGUUCUCAAUGAAGCUCCGACCAAACUUGGGAAUGGAGUAUUGGUUCCUCGUUACAUUUUGGGAGAUUCUUGUCUUCCUUUAUUGCCAUGGCUUGUGACACCUUAUGAUUUGACUUCAAACGAGGAGGAAGAGGAGACUUUUAGAGAAGAAUUUAACAAUGUGGUUCACACUGGAUUGCUUAGUGUUGAGAUUGCCUUUGCUAAGGUUCGAGCUCGGUGGCGGAUUCUUGAUAAGAAAUGGAAACCAGAGACAAUCGAGUUUAUGCCGUUUGUUCUAACUACGGGUUGCUUGUUGCAUAAUUUUCUUGUGGAUUCUGGAGAUGAUGAUGAUUCACUGGAGGAAUGUGUGAAUGGUUGUGCUGCUGGUGAUAAUGGUGAGACGAGGAAAGAUGAUGGUGAUGAGAAGACUCGGAGAUUCGAAGGAGAAGCAUAUAUAGAGUCGAGGAGGAUCAGAGAUGCUAUCGCGGAGAACCUUAGCCGAGUGAGUUCACUAAGAUGAAAUUGAAAGCCUUGUUUGUUUUAGCCUCAUGUUGUAAAUUGUGGGAUUCUGCUGUAUUUUUUUUCUUUUGUGCACAUCUGUUUUGAUAUGCAGUUUACGGCUUAGAAGGUGAACUAGAUAAUGUAAUGUUGAUGGUUACUGGUUUCUUGGACCCUAAAAUCAAUCAUCGCUGUCUAAACAAAA
Arabidopsis lyrata subsp. lyrata is the source of this 1485-nucleotide messenger RNA. RefSeq names its product protein ANTAGONIST OF LIKE HETEROCHROMATIN PROTEIN 1. The record is from RefSeq and is a predicted model, not a curated record. Bases 67 to 1302 code for a protein of 411 amino acids. The transcript has a single exon. Lineage: Eukaryota; Viridiplantae; Streptophyta; Magnoliopsida; Brassicales; Brassicaceae.